Molecule: messenger RNA, 1504 nt
Organism: Scomber scombrus (Atlantic mackerel)
Lineage: Eukaryota; Metazoa; Chordata; Actinopteri; Scombriformes; Scombridae
Gene: mapk8a
Product: mitogen-activated protein kinase 8a
Exons: 12
Coding region: 188-1504 (438 amino acids)
Biological process (GO): protein phosphorylation; JNK cascade
Cellular component (GO): nucleus; cytoplasm
Molecular function (GO): ATP binding; JUN kinase activity
Source: RefSeq, a predicted model, not a curated record
UGAGGUCAUGUAUUUUUUUAAGCCGCACAACGGAAUAAAUCAUCCUUCACCGGCGGCAUAAACAAAGUAGUCCGCUUCUCCGGAACAUUUCGCUGCUGAUCGGACCGCAGGGGGGGAUCGAUAGUUUGAUUUGGUGACAGAGAGGACAUUUUUGGAUGCGCAGAAAGCCAUAAUCGAAGAUUUCACCAUGAACAAAAACAAGAGAGAAAGAGAGUUCUACAGCCUAGACGUUGGGGAUUCAACGUUUACGGUACUGAAGCGAUACCAGAACCUAAGACCCAUCGGCUCAGGAGCUCAGGGAAUUGUCUGCUCUGCUUAUGACCAGAUCCUUGAAAGAAAUGUUGCCAUCAAGAAGCUGAGUCGGCCAUUUCAAAAUCAGACCCAUGCCAAGAGGGCGUUCAGAGAGCUAGUCCUUAUGAAAUGUGUCAAUCACAAAAAUAUCAUUGGCCUUUUAAAUGUAUUUACACCCCAAAAAUCAUUUGAAGAGUUCCAAGAUGUAUACUUGGUGAUGGAGCUGAUGGAUGCCAACCUGUGCCAGGUCAUUCAGAUGGAGCUGGACCACGAGAGGCUGUCCUAUCUGCUCUAUCAGAUGUUGUGUGGUAUCAAACACCUCCAUGCUGCCGGCAUCAUUCACAGGGACCUCAAGCCCAGUAACAUAGUUGUCAAAUCAGAUUGCACACUGAAGAUUUUGGACUUCGGUCUGGCUCGGACGGCCGCCACCGGCCUCCUGAUGACGCCAUAUGUGGUUACACGUUACUACAGAGCACCGGAAGUAAUCCUGGGCAUGGGCUACCAAGCCAAUGUUGACGUAUGGUCAGUGGGCUGCAUAGUGGCCGAGAUGAUCAGGGGAAGUGUGUUGUUCCCCGGCACUGAUCACAUCGACCAGUGGAACAAGGUCAUCGAGCAGCUAGGCACUCCAUCUCAGGAUUUUCUAAUGAAGCUGAACCAGUCAGUAAGAACAUAUGUAGAAAACAGGCCACGCUACGCUGGAUACACCUUUGAGAAACUCUUCCCAGAUGUACUCUUCCCUGCAGACUCUGAUCACAACAAACUGAAAGCAAGCCAAGCAAGAGAUCUCUUAUCCAAGAUGUUGGUGAUCGAUGCCUCCAAGCGGAUCUCUGUAGACGAGGCCCUGCAGCACCCCUACAUUAACGUUUGGUACGACCCCGCUGAGGUGGAGGCGCCCCCUCCGAAGGUCCUGGACAAACAGCUGGAGGAGAGGGAGCACACUGUGGAGGAAUGGAAAGAGCUCAUUUAUAAGGAAGUAAGCGAAUGGGAAGAGUGGACGAAAAAUGGAGUGAUAAGAGGACAACCACCUCCUUUAGGUGCAGCAGUGAUUGACAGCCCCCCUCAGCCCACGUCUUCUUCUUCCUCUUCGGCCAACGACGUCUCGUCCAUGUCCACAGACCCCACUGACCAGAGCAGUGACCCCACCAUGACCUCUGAAACAGACAGCAGCUUGGACAGCCACACCUCUCUGGGUGCUCUGGCCUGCUGCAGAUAA